Messenger RNA from Hippocampus zosterae (dwarf seahorse), 2721 nucleotides. RefSeq names its product G protein-coupled receptor 139 (gene gpr139). Gene Ontology annotation, biological process: G protein-coupled receptor signaling pathway. The record is from RefSeq and is a predicted model, not a curated record. Gene Ontology annotation, molecular function: neuropeptide receptor activity. Gene Ontology annotation, cellular component: membrane. NCBI's taxonomy places the organism in Eukaryota, Metazoa, Chordata, Actinopteri, Syngnathiformes, Syngnathidae. The coding region runs from base 611 to 1738 and encodes 375 amino acids. The transcript has 2 exons.
UCUACUUGCAAAAUGUUCUAGUAAAAAAAAUGUCUCCCAGAACCAAUUAAUUUCGUAAGUACAGGUACCACUGUAUAUAUAUCCUGGAGUUACAAUUUCUUAAUUUCAAGUUUUCCAUCUCAUUGCCAAUGUGCAGUAUGUGAACCACUACACUGCCAUCAGAUGCAAAUUCUCAUUCUAGCCUUCCCGAAGGUCACGUGUCUUUCCUUCUCACACAUUGCCUCCUUCCACCCGCCUCCCUCGCUCUCUCCCCCUCGCUCUCCUAACUGUACUCUCCUCUUUUGCAGCCCUCUCCCUCACACACUCACGCGGCAUCCUCCCCUCUCACUCAGCUCUCCUCCUUCCUCUUCUCUCAUCCGCCGGCACAUCUCACCUUUCGCAUCCCACCACGUCUCGCCCCAACCCUCCCACCUCCGUCUCGUCUCGCCUCCUCUUCCCCCUCUCACCUUCUGACACACACUCACACACACACACACACACACACACAUACGCACACACAUGCACACACGUGCCAAUUGUCAGAUUGAGACCAGAGCGACGUUCACUUAACAGUUUGCUGGCGCCUUGCGGCUUCUUGACACCGAGCGCAGCUGAGGAAGAGGACGCGGCCAUGGAGCACAGCCACAUCUUCCCCGUUUCCACCGCCAACGAGAGUAGCCAGAGCGUCGGGCAGCAUCCCUCGGAGGGGGCCCCGGGAUGUCCCCUUGGACCGCUGCCUGUCAUCUACUACAGCGUCUUGCUGUGUCUCGGCCUGCCGGCCAACAUCUUGACGGUGGUCAUCCUGUCCCAGCUGGUGCUGCGUCGUCAGAAGUCGUCCUACAAUUAUCUGUUGGCGCUGGCGUCUGCCGACAUCAUGGUCCUGCUGCUCAUUGUUUUUGUCGAUUUCAUACUGGAGGACUUCAUUCUGGCCACGCCGCUGCCGCCGUAUAUAAACAGCGCGGUGCAGGUGCUGGAGUUCUGCUCCAUCCACACGUCCAUCUGGAUCACCGUGCCCCUCACCGUCGAUCGUUACAUUGCCGUUUGCCACCCGCUGCGCUACCACACCGUCUCCUACCCGGCGCGCACGCGGAGGGUGAUAUUCGCCGUCUAUAUUGGGUGCCUGCUCUCGGCCGCGCCGUACUACUGGUGGCCGGAGCUGUGGCACAGCUUGCCCGCUGUGGCGAGCGGGGGCGGCGGCGAGAAGGACAUCCGAACCGCGGCCCAACACGUCCUGGUGUGGGCUCACUGCGCCACCAUCUACCUCCUCCCCUGCGCCGUCUUCUUCACCCUCAACGCCGUCAUCGUGCGCAAGUUGCGGCGCCGCCGCAGCUGCUUCCGCAUGCGUGGCUACUCCACCGGCAAGACCACCGCCAUCCUGCUCGCCAUCACCUCCAUUUUCGCCGUUCUGUGGGCACCUCGGACCCUCAUGAUACUCUACCACUUCUACUCGUCGCCACCGGCCUCGGCGGGCGGCGGGCGCCUGCUGCACAUGCUGACGGAUCUGGCCAACAUGCUGGCGUUGCUCAACACCGGCGUCAACUUCUUCCUUUACUGCUUCAUCAGCAAGCGUUUCAGGGCCAUGGCGGCCAACGUGCUGCACGCGCUGGUCCACUGCCGGAAGCAGCCGCAGCCCUUCUAUGCCAGCCACAAUUUCUCCAUCACGAGCAGUCCCUGGAUCUCACCGGCCAACUCCCACUGCAUCAAGAUGUUGGUGUACCAGUACGACAAAAACGGGAAGCCUAUUUGUAUUUCCUCUUGAGGGCUAAAGCUCAGUUGUCAGUGGGGCGGGGGGAGAGAGGCAACAUCGGGGCUUUUGUCUCCUUGGAGACCAUCCCUGCCUGCACGGGACUCUUUGGGAAAAGGUCAGCCUGCACGGCGGGAACAGCGGUGGCACUUAAGCUAGCUUUGAGCCGAAACAAAGCGUUACGACAGAAAAGCGUGCGACGGUGACAAAAAGUUGUUCUGAAUUACAAUGCGGGAACCAGUAUCUCUUUGCAAAAAAAAAGAAAUAAAUACAAUCUACAGACUCUCGAGCUCAUCGUCGCCCAAACCACGGUCCGAUGGCCCCGUAUGUGCCGUUUUUGGGUCGCCAUCUGUACCGGCGGAUUCAUAGCCCCAUGGGAGGCAUCAACGGCUUUGGUGCUACGAGGUCACCAGUCUAUGAACUAUGAACACCUGCUACUUUAUGUGCCAGAAUGUUUCAGUAAGUCUGAUCAGGGGCGUACUCGGGCACAGCCCCCAAAUUGGCGUGCCCAGUCGUUAUCCUACAACAACUAGUUUUAAUAUGCAGAAGAGUCUUUAAGAGCCUUUUUUCCCCCUCCCCUUUUGGUGCUCGCUCUGAAAGUAACAAGCUCGUUGUGACAACUGUGUAUAUCGUCGGUCCAAUAUGUAUUCACGCUAGACUGUUACUGUAGCUUCACAAAGAUGUUCAGCAGUAUGGCUAUGAGCUAGUUAUCGUCGUUUCCAGUAUUAGAAAGAGGAAAUUUCUGCCAUUAGUGGAUAGUCCUCCGUGAACUAAUAAUGGCUCUGGAUGAUUUACCAUCAGCCAUUAUCUGGAUGAAUAUAAUGAAUGUCAUCAAACGUCUUUUUAACCCUUUAUUGGGGUACAUUUGAACAAAUGGUUUGUACUUUAAGGGGCCAACACGGUGCCAUAGUGGCUAGCAAAUCUGCCGCGCAGUUCUGAGCUUUGGUUGUCAAAUCUCGGCGCCGCCCAGUGUGGGGUUUGCAUUUUCUCCUCGACUU